Messenger RNA from Cylindrotheca closterium, 3363 nucleotides. The record is from the annotation of a GenBank genome assembly. NCBI's taxonomy places the organism in Eukaryota, Bacillariophyta, Bacillariophyceae, Bacillariales, Bacillariaceae.
AUGUACAAAGACAGCUCGAUGAGUCCAGCCAGCAAUGAAACCAAUACCUUUGAGGACGAGGAUAACUCAGUAGCCUCCUCCACCACACUGGAACAAGAGGCCGAGAAAGAUGGUUUCCACAAACCAGCGGUCCUCUUCGUUCCAAGAAUCGGAGCCAUUGCCUUUUUCUUGCUUGCAGGAGCAGGAAUCGCUGCUGGCAUGCACGUUUAUCUUCAAGGGGAAAGUGAAGAAAUUUUUGAGAGUCAGAUGACUACUUUUGCGGAUCAGAUAUCGGCAUCUGUCGACGAAUCGUUUACCCACAUACAUGGCCUUCUGACGGCUCUGAGCACAUCAUUGACUGCAACAUCACUGAUAGGUAAUUCAACAGCACUGCCAUACCACAAGUCCGACACCUUUGUUGCCACGGGGCAAAGCUUUUUGGAAGAAGCCACUGUUCCCCUUGUAUCAUGGUCUCCCAUCGUACAAGGAACGGCGGAAUUGAAUGCAUGGGAGGAAUAUUCUAAGCUUGCGGUUCAUCCAACUGGAGGUACCGGAACUUAUGCUCCCAUUUGGCAGACGGUGACCAACCAAGAGGAUUCCUCGUCCACAAACUACAAUCUCUACGCCCAGCCCAAAAUUCGCCAAAGUUUGGAAGUCGUCUCAGACACCGGACUUCAUAGCUUAUCUGGUUCUGUUGAUACCACAAGUCUCUACGGUCGUUACAAAUCGAGCGAAACUAACAGGCUUGAGAGUCUUCUGAUGGUUCCCUUGCUAAGCAACUUUUCCAGAACAAGUCAAGCCGUAACAGGGAUUGUGAUCGCCGUCGUUCCCUGGGAUACUUUCUUCCAGGGCAUCUUUCAUGAUGCCAUACACAAGGUUGAUGUCGUAAUGAGCGAUGGCAUCUGUGGAAACAGCAUGACCAUGACAAUUGAGGGGCCCGAAGUUAUUCUACGAGGCCUUGGUGAUCGUCACGAUACACGAUACACUCAUCUUGCGGAGAUGCGAGAUUUUGUUCCUGAUCUGACUCAGUCGGAUUGCAAGCUCUCCCUGACUGUGUACCCAACUCAGGAGAUUGUCCAAGAGGACGAGUCUUCAUUCCCCCCCUACGUUCCAAUACUUAUCGUGACAGUCGUUUUCAGCAUCAUCUUUGUCAUCUAUGACGUCGUCCUUAGACGCCGAGAGGAAAAGGUUAUGGGUGAAGCGAAGAAAACCAAUGACAUCCUUUCAGCCUUGUUUCCUGCAGGAGUGCACAAUCGCCUCUUUGGAAAAGGAAACAAUGAUAAGAUCGAAGAAGUAGAAGAAGAAGAAGCUAUCACGGCCAAGCAAACUCCAGAGUCAUCAAAGUAUCGACUCAAGAGCUAUUUGGCAAACGAGGAUCAAAAGACCAAGGCGAACGCGAACAUUAAUACGCCUCUUGGUACUUCCGCUCAGGAAUCUGUCCCAGGGGCUGACAUGUAUGGCACCAAGCCAAUUGCGGACUUGUUUCCCAACACGACAAUCAUGUUUGCCGACAUUGCUGGCUUCACGGCAUGGAGCUCCGUCCGCGAGCCAUCUCAAGUCUUUACUCUACUUGAGACUGUCUACUCAGCGUUUGAUGCAAUUGCUAAGAAACGAAAGGUCUUCAAGGUUGAAACUGUUGGGGAUUGUUAUGUGGCGGUGACAGGCUUGCCCGAGCCCAGAGCUGAUCAUGCUUUUGCUAUGGCAAAGUUUGCCAGAGAAUGCGUAAUGCGCUUUAACGAACUAUCCAAGCAAUUGGAGGUGAAACUUGGCCCCGACACUGGAGACUUGGCGAUGCGAGCUGGGCUUCAUAGUGGACCAGUUACAGCCGGAGUCUUGCGUGGCGACAAGUCUCGUUUCCAACUCUUUGGUGACACUGUUAACCAGGCUGCAAGAAUUGAAGGUACAGGAAAAAGAAACAGGGUUCAUUUGUCAUCCGAGACGGCAGAGCUUCUUAUCAAGGCUGGUAAAAAGUCAUGGAUUAAAAAGCGCGAAGACGUCGUCACGGCAAAAGGAAAGGGCGAAAUCCACACCUAUUGGCUGCAUAGCCCUCAAGAUGCCAUUGCUGAGGCCUCGCAGUCCAAGAUUACGGGACCACCAAGACUAUCCAUCCAAUCAAACAACAGUUCAAACCUCGACAACAUGGCUUUGGCAGCACUCGAGCAAUCUCUGCCUCCAAAGAUCCUACGACUGGUCCGUUGGAAUGUUGAGAUUCUAAAAAAGCUGCUUCAACAAGUUAUUGCACAGAGACAAGGGCAAAACGCUGCCCCCAAGCGCAAAAAUCAAAAUCUAGACAAGCGAGAAAGUCAGCUCAGCAAGCAGAAACAGUGCCUUGAAGAAGUUACUGAGAUCAUUGCUCUUCCAAGUUACGAUCACAAGGACUACGUAGACCCAAGAAAAGUUGAGAUUCCUCCUGAGGUCGUCAAGGAGCUCCAGCACUUCGUUUGCGUGAUUGCCUCGCUGCAUCGAGACAACCGUUUUCACAAUUUUGAACACGCAAGUCACGUCACCAUGUCUGUGAGCAAGCUCUUGAAUCGCAUUGUUGCGCCAGAUCAUGAAGUCAUCAACCAACAAAGCGGAAAUGACUUAGCACUGUCCCUUCAUGAUCACACAUAUGGCAUCACAUCUGAUCCUUUGACCCAGUUUUCGAUUGUAUUGGCUGCACUGAUUCACGAUGUUGACCACAGCGGUGUGUCUAACUUCCAGUUGAUCAAGGAAAAGACUCCGAUGGCUGCGUUCUUCAAACAAAAGAGUGUGGCUGAGCAGAACUCCAUCGUUCUUGCUUGGGAUCAGUUGAUGUUGCCCAAAUAUUCACUUCUUCGUCGCACCAUCUACACAGACCAAAUUGAAUUGGAUCGAUUCCGCCAAAUUCUCAUCAACAAUGUUCUCGCAACAGAUAUCUUUGAUAAGGAACUACAAGGACUUCGAAAGAGUCGGUGGGAAAACGCAUUCCAUAUGAAAGGCAUGCAAUCAGUGGAUAAAUCACCAUUAGAUGACAGCAAUCGCAAGGCAACCAUUGUGAUGGAGCAUCUAAUCCAAGCUUCGGAUGUCUCGCACACCAUGCAACAUUGGCACGUCUACCAAAAGUGGAACGAACGGCUCUUUGCUGAGAUGAUGGAAGCAUAUCAAAGUGGAAGAAUGGAUAAAGAUCCAAGCUUGAAUUGGUACCAAGGGGAACUUGGUUUCUUUGAUAACUAUAUCAUUCCGUUGGCGAGGAAACUCGAAGAAUGCGGUGUCUUUGGAGUUUCAAGUGACGAGUACUUGAACUAUGCGCUCGAAAAUCGGCGCGAGUGGUCGAAGAAAGGAGAGGAUGUUGUAGACAAGAUGAUGGCUACGUAUUGCCCUGACAGAUCAAAGCGAGAGAGCGUAUCGGGUGAGGUCCUCUGA